GCAUCUUUGAGUCCACAGGCCGACGCUCUAUCCACUGAGCCAAACCGGUUAGGGCCAGGCUGUCAUUAAGGGCCAGGACCCCACUCUCUCCUGCGGCUGCCGAAACCACUCACAUGGUGAACAGGCCCUUGCUGAGGGCUUGCUAUAUGCCAGGCGGGUUUUCAGGUACAAGGAUCCAAUAGUGAACUAGACACUUUGUCCUACAGAGAAUAGAUUUGUGGGAAUAGAGUACUUUUUUUUUUUUUAAAGGAAGUGGUAGAUGGCAUGAUUUUAUUGAAAUGUUUUAGUACAAUGUUGGAGGAGCUUAAAAUCUUAUAUUCUAAACCAAUGCAAGCACUACAGUGGAACUGCUCCUAAACUGACAUGCCUGGCCAAGGAAAGUUAAUUUUACUAAAUAUAACUUAACGUGGAGACUAAAGAACUUUGGUGUAUUUAUCUUUCUCUGCCCUACCACCCCCCCUGACAGCUAGACAUACUCCAAGUCUUCUUCACUCAGCAGAGUUGCACAGGACAGACACAUUUUGGUGGUCGCGCUUAACGUUUCCACAUCAUGAGUAGCAAGGAAUGGAACAUGCUGGGACGAAGACAGAAGCCCAUCUGUUUUGAACAACUGACUUGAUCAGAUUACAAUCUCACUCUUUCUCCAAAGCCAUUUUAAGACACAGCAAAAUGCUAGUUUCUGGAACGACUGAAAUGAUACUUUCUGACUUCAACCCAACCUCCGCUCUAUGAAGUUUGAAACCUUGAAGGUUGCUGUUCAAGUUUGCCAAUGACUUAAAUGGAUUUUAUUUUCCACCCACAGAACUGAGGUCAGAGAGUUUGUUCUGUACAAGAUUCAGCAGGAGGGACAGACUGUCUUUGAUCAUUCCGAGGCUCUGUCUACGCAGAUCUUCCUCUCUGGGGCUGAAGAAUCAACUUCCCUGUCCAUCAAUGUGCAUGUGAUAAAAUUCACUGAGUCAGAGCUAGACUUCUGCCCGAGGCCACAGGCAUCUCCCAUUGUAAAUAAAGGGCCACCUGGCAGAUAAAGCACCCCUCGGUGAAUUUCCCGUCCAUCCUCACUUUGGGCUACUUUUUUUGAACAUUAUCCUAACUGAUUCUACUUCUCUGUCCUUUUUUUUUUUCUUAAGUAUCUCCUACCCGCAUUUUUCGUGUAACAGCUUUAGUUAAAAUAAUCAGUUGUUAUGUUGAAUUUGAGCUUCUUGCAAAAUAUCCAAGUGGAUGUGUUCAUCAUGUAAGUGGAAAUAAUGAAACUUGUCCAGUUUGGGCACUACCUGGAGCAAUUAUAAUAGCUAAAUCCAUGAGAAUGAAUCAUGUAGCCCAGGAACAGCAUAUAAAGCAAGAAGAGAUGUGAGAAUUAGUGAACAGAACUACAUUCAUUUUCAUAAAAUAAAGACUGGAGGUAGGUGUGAAGAAAAAAUAGAAAGAGGGGAAAAUCAAGAGAAACAUUGUGAAAGCCAAGAAGAGUGUUUCCAAAUAGGUAGCCAAUAUUAUGUAAUGCUAAACAAAAGUAAAAGAAGAGAAAAAUCCAAUGGAUUUAUUAAGUAGAUAUGUCAAACCAAAAAAUAAAUAAAUAAAAUAAAAUAAAAUAAUCAGUUGCCUUGAGGCUUGCUACUUCCAAUUACAAAAGGCAAAAGAACAUGUAAUUGAAACGAAUAAAAUAAUGUUGACAUACUAGUAUGCGUCUGGUGGCACGCAUCACAUUUCACCUUUUGAUUUAUGUCAAAGCAAAAUCGGGGCCCUUGCUAUCAAGUUGCUGAACGGAACUGCCCUGCUCUCCGGUACAUGGUGUGGCCCAAGUUGUCCUCCUUUCCUCCCACUUGGGUCUGUGUUUCCGUCUCAAUCAGUUGGUUGGUGACACCCAGUUCAAGGAGGGACCCUCCCACCUCACUUCCCUGCGCGCAGGCGGCCCCACCCCCCGUGGGCACAGAGCGCUGUCCUCGCUGCCCAGAGCCCAGCCUGUUGCUCGGCCCUCCCUGCCCAGCAGCUCCCGGACUCCCCGGACUCCCUACGGGGCUGCGGUGGCUCGAAGUUCCCAGCGUCAGCACACCUGAACCAGGUCCCCCUGCGGGGAGGCAGCAGGAGCAGCGAGGGACCUCGGCGCCCUGGCCUCCGGCUAUGAGUUCCUGGAGGUACCUCAGCCCACGUCUCUCAUGGAAAAGAAUCAUGAGCAUCUUUUUCCUGCCAUUGAUCUCAUCAGGCUUUGCUCCUCGGGCAAAAUAUAAAGAGAAAGAGAACCUUCCUGUCCGGGAAGCUGGGCCGCAGCUGCACCAGAGCAGGUUUAAUUGGUCCCAUCUGACCCCUCUGGAGCUGAAGGACCGCACGGUGGGACUCCAGACGCAAAGCACGCCUGAGAGUAACCCGCACUUCACACUGGAGGGGCACAAGUUCCUCAUCUUCGGGGGCUCCAUCCACUACUUCCGGGUGCCCAGGGGGUCCUGGCGAGACCGCCUCCUGAAGCUGCGGGCCUGCGGCUUCAACACUGUCACCACCUACGUUCCCUGGAACCUCCACGAGCCACAGAGAGGCACAUUUGACUUCUCCGGGAACCUGGAUCUGGAGGCCUUUGUGUGGAUGGCCGCGGAGGUCGGGCUGUGGGUGAUCCUGCGUCCGGGCCCCUACAUCUGCAGCGAGAUUGACCUCGGCGGCCUGCCCAGCUGGUUACUGCAGGACCCGGAGCUGAGACUGAGGACAACCGACAAGGGCUUUGUCCAAGCGGUGGAUCGAUAUUUUGAUCAUCUGAUGGCCAGAGUGGUUCCUCUCCAGUACCACCAGGGAGGCCCUGUCAUCGCCAUGCAGGUGGAGAACGAGUACGGUGCGUUCGCUAAGGAUAGAGCGUACAUGCCGCAUCUUCACAAGGCCCUGCUGAACAGAGGGGUCGUGGAGCUGCUCUUGACCUCUGACGCGGAGAAUGACGUGCUCCAAGGCAGCAUAAAAGGAGUGCUGGCCACCAUCAAUAUAAACUCAUUUCAGAAGAAUACUUUCGAGCACCUUGAGAGAGUGCAGAGAGAUAAGCCCAUUAUGAUUAUGGAAUACUGGGUCGGCUGGUUCGACACGUGGGGAGGUAAACACAUGGUUAAAGAUGCGGACGAUGUUGUAAAAACUGUGUCUGAAUUUAUCAAAGCUGAGAUCUCCUUCAACACAUAUAUGUUCCACGGGGGAACCAACUUCGGUUUCAUAAAUGGGGCCACGGAUUUGGGGGAACACAGCAGUGUCGUCACCAGCUAUGACUAUGAUGCUGUGUUGACAGAGGCCGGGGAUUACACCAAAAAAUACUUCAAGCUUCGGAAACUCCUUGGAUCCGUCUUAGCAUCUCCCCUGCCCCCCUUACCUGAGCUCAUUCCGAAGGCUGUGUACCCUUCUGUGAGACCAUCCCUGUACUUGCCGCUGUGGGAUGCCCUACAGCACUUAGACGAGCCGGUCAUAUCCAGCGCACCCGUCAACAUGGAGAGUCUCCCCAUCAACGCUGGGAACGGUCAGUCCUACGGGUUCGUGCUUUAUGAGACACCCAUCUGCGCCAGAGGCUGGCUCCGUGCGAAGGUUCGAGACACGGCACAGGUGUUUUUGAACGAGACACAUAUAGGGACCCUGGAUGGUGGUAAUCAGAACUUGCGCAUCCCUAAAGUCAAGGGAUGCCAGCUCCUGAGGAUUCUGGUGGAGAACCAAGGACGAGUCAACUAUUCAUGGAAAAUUCAAGACCAGAGGAAAGGAGUAACCGGACCCGUGACCAUCAAUAGCACCCCCCUGGAGGGGUUCACUAUCUAUUCUCUGGAAAUGAAAACGAGCUUCUUUGACAGGCUCCGCUCUGCCGCCUGGAGGCCUGUCUCCAAUAGCUCCCUGGGCCCUGCCUUCUACCUGGGCACCCUGAAGGCUGGCCCUUCUCCCAGGGACACCUUCCUGAGGCUGCUGGACUGGAGUUAUGGAUUUGUGUUCAUCAAUGGCCGUAACCUUGGGCGAUACUGGAAUAUUGGACCACAGCAAACACUUUACCUUCCUGGGGCCUGGCUGCAUCCGGAAGACAAUGAGAUCAUCGUGUUUGAAAGAAGCAAGAGUGGUUCGUCCCUCCAAACUACAGAUAAACCGAAGCUGUAAGACUGUGUUGUGACGUUUUUUUUGGUGGAUUGUUGGAAUUCGUCUACCAGCAGGUUUUCAGGAGGAAGAUUUAUGUCUAGAAUACCAAACACACUGUUGUCUGCAACAGCAAAUGUUGGAAAUAAUAUUCAUUAGGGAAAUUGUUAUAUAUAUUGUAGAAUAGUCAUAUGAUGCCUAUUUUUAGGCCUUAAAAGAGCCUUCAAAUCUUCAGUGACUAGAUUUACGUAGUUAAAGCUUAGUCCUUAGCAGGUUAUUCUCUACGUAAAUGUGCCUUUAGGCACAUAAAAUAAAAUAAAAACAAGCUG
This is a messenger RNA of Myotis brandtii (Brandt's bat), 4394 nucleotides long. RefSeq names its product galactosidase, beta 1-like 3 (gene GLB1L3). The record is from RefSeq and is a predicted model, not a curated record. NCBI's taxonomy places the organism in Eukaryota, Metazoa, Chordata, Mammalia, Chiroptera, Vespertilionidae. Bases 1717 to 4089 code for a protein of 790 amino acids. The transcript is spliced from 20 exons. Gene Ontology annotation, cellular component: vacuole. Gene Ontology annotation, biological process: carbohydrate metabolic process. Gene Ontology annotation, molecular function: beta-galactosidase activity.